GAAUCAGUGUCAAAAAUUACUUUUUUCUGUUUUUUUUUUUUCUUUUCAUUUCAAUAUUUUAGUUUAUACCGUUCUUUUGAUGUGAAACUAGGAAGAUUUUGAUUAGUUUUUGUUGGUUUAAGGUUUUAGUUUGUCAGUUAUUAUUGUUAGUGUUAUGAGUUAUUCAGGUGAGUGUUUGUUGCAACUUGCACAACGUUGCAUGAAACACCAAAAACAAAUGAAGCAAAUUCAUUCACUUGUAAUCACCAAUGGUUACCUCAAUUUUCAAAAAUCAAAUAAUGCAUCAUUUUCAAACCAUAUCAAAUGGAUGCCAACACUUCUUUGCAAUGCUCUCAUAAGAGCCUAUAAUGUUCAUAACCAUAACAAGGUUUUUGUUAUUUUUACUAACAUGCUUGCAAACAAUGUUUCACCUAACACACACACUUUCCCUCCUCUCCUUAAAUCAUCAUCUGCUUUUGUUGUUACACCACUUCAUUGUCAGGCUCUCAAACGUGGGAUUUUGUCUGACCCUUUUGUGCUUACCACUUUACUUGUAGUUUAUGCAAGAACUAAUCAUAUUGUUUGUGCACAAAAGGUGUUUGAGGAAGUUCCUAUGUUUUGUAUUGUUGCAUCCAAUGCAAUGAUCAAUGCUUUUACAAUGAAUGGGAACAUGGAGGGUGCUUUGUUGGUUUUUGAAUGGAUGCCUUACCGGGAUGUUGUUUCGUGGACAACUAUGGUGAAUGGUUUUGCUUUGAGUGGGAAUUUUGGUGCCGCGAUUCGGUUUUUUGGGACGAUGAUGCGUCAUAAGGAUGUUUUGGAUUGUUUGGUGAAACCUAAUGAGGCUACUUAUGUUAGCGUGCUCUCUUCAUGUACGGAGUUGGAAGGAAAAGGCGCUCUUGAUUUUGGAAGGCAAGUUCAUGGUUACAUAGUGGUGAAAGGUGUUGACUUGGGAGUUUUUGUGGGAACUUCAUUGAUAAAUCUUUAUGGGAAGAUGGGGUGUUUGAAUUAUUCUGCGAGUGUUUUUAGAGUAAUGGUUGUAAGAGAGGUUUGCACGUGGAAUGCAAUGAUUUCUUCAUUGGCUUCCAAUGGUAGAGAGAAGGAGGCUCUAGAUUUGUUUGAAAAAAUGAAGCUUCAAGGAUUGAAACCAAAUAGUAUUACCUUUGUGGCAGUUCUUACUGCGUGUGCUCGUGGAGGUUUUGUUAGUGAAGGAUUGGAGUUGUUUGAAUCAAUGUCGAGCAAGUUUCAAGUGGUGCCAGUAAUGGAGCACUAUGGAUGUGUGGUUGAUCUUUUGGGAAGAGCUGGUCAUAUCCAGGAAGCAGCUGAAAUUAUAAGAAAUAUGCCUUUCCCGCCCGACAAAACUGUAUUGGGGGCUUUUUUGGGAGCAUGUAGGAUUCAUGGAGCUAUUGAACUCGGAGAAGAAAUAGCAAAGAUGCUUAAAUUGCAGACGCAGCACUGCGGCCAGUACUUGUUAUUGUCUAGCAUGUAUGCUGAGAAAGAAAGAUGGAAUCAUGCUGCUGAUCUGAGGAAUGAAAUUAUGGAGGCUGGAAUUCACAAAAUUCCAGCGUUUAGUAUGGUUCAUUUGACAUAAAAUUCUUUUCUCUGGUCAAUCUGUUAUCUUGCUGUUUGUACAUAGAUUUGAGUCACUUGCAAUCUUGUCAUUGAUAAAAAUUUAUGGAUGAAAGCUUUCUGCAAAAGUACUUUGUAUGAUUACCAAUCAGAAAAGCAAAUACAAAAUUUCUCAUUGUUGAAUAUCUAUCUCAGUGUGAUGAGAGUUUCGACUUCACC
Medicago truncatula (barrel medic) is the source of this 1764-nucleotide messenger RNA. RefSeq names its product putative pentatricopeptide repeat-containing protein At1g10330. NCBI's taxonomy places the organism in Eukaryota, Viridiplantae, Streptophyta, Magnoliopsida, Fabales, Fabaceae. The coding region runs from base 155 to 1567 and encodes 470 amino acids. The transcript has a single exon. Gene Ontology annotation, molecular function: RNA binding; protein binding. Gene Ontology annotation, biological process: RNA modification. The record is from RefSeq and is a predicted model, not a curated record.